UUAUAAUGUGUCGUAUGAAAUGUGUAUGUAUGCGUAUUCCUGAGACAUAUAAUGUUUUAAAAUCAGCUGACAUUACCCGACCUAGAUCGAAUCAAGUUAUUAUGUCGGCUAGUAAGCUAGCAAGCUAGCUAGUUUUGCUAUAAAAAACACUAACUUGAUACUGAACUUAUAUGUCGCCCGCAGAAAGAAGAAAUGGUCCGUGGAUCCAAGAAACACCACCUGGAGCAAGGAUGAGUCCAAAUUUGGCCAUAAGAUGCUGGAGCGAAUGGGCUGGUCCAAAGGCAAGGGACUGGGGAAAACAGAGCAGGGAUCCACAGAGCACAUUAAGGUGAAGCUUAAAAGCAACACUCUUGGCCUGGGCACUUCUACCAGCAAUGAGGAUAACUGGAUUGCACAUCAGGAUGAUUUCAAUCAGCUUCUGGCAGAUCUCAACAACUGUCAUGGCCAGAACACCACCAACGAGCCCGCACAGGAGGAGAAACAGGAGAGCUUCAGCCUGGAGGAGAAGUCCAAGUCUUGUAGAAAGAGGGUACAUUACAUGAAGUUCACUAAAGGAAAGGACUUGUCCAGUCGCAGUGAAACUGACCUGGCAUGCAUCUUUGGGAAGAGGUCAAAGCUAUCAAAAAACCAAGAUGAGGACAGCAGUGACUCUCCGGAGGAGUUGGGGAAAGAGGCUACAGUAACUGAGGUGACCAGCAAACCCGAGGAACCAGAGUCCAACACCGUCACUAGCACGCUGAGCAUGCAGGAGUACUUCGCCCAGCGCAUGGCUCAACUGAAGAGGUCUCGUGCAGGAGUGGACCAGUCCAGCACACACACACCCACGCCCUCGGCCUCCGAGACUCCAUUUGACAGCCCCAACAUCAGCGACGCAGAGCAGCCGUCUAUGAAGAAGAAAAAGAAGAAGAGGAGGAAAAACGAAAACGAUGAACAGAAAAGAGGCGAUGAAGACAUAGAAGCUGUGGAAAGUGUCCCGGAGGCUGUCGUGGCAGAAGAAACUGCCGAGCAAGACCAGACUUCCUAUGAGAGGAAGAAGAAGAAGAAAAAGAAACACAAGACCGAAAAGGAGGAAGAGGAGUUGGCCACACCUGUACCUGUGCAGGUGAACUGUGAUGUGGCUGAGAGCAUCUCAACAGAGAAGAAGAAAAAAGAAGAAAAGUCACAAGCAGGAAGUACAUGCAGAGGUUGUAGAGGCAGACCAGGUGAAAGGCCAGGAUAGUGUAGAGACCAAAGCAGAGGACACUCAGAAAACUAAAACUAAGAAAAAGAAAAGAAAAAGAGAGGAGAUGGUGGAAGUGGAGGAGAGGAGGAAGGGAGGAAGUGGUCGUAGUUGAAGAGAAAAAGUCCAAAAAGAACUCAAAAGAACUUGUCUAGGGAUGCUGUAAAGAAGUGCAGUUAUAUCUUCAUUGACAUUCAAGUAAAUGUAGUUUCUCUACCUUGUAUCAGAAAAACCUUGAGGCCUUGGAGAUAGGGUUGCGAUGAAUUCAUGAAUUUACUUGCAUUGCAUGAAUGAAUGAAUUUGACUGUAUAAUUGACAGUUUUAUACCAGGGUUUAUCCCACUGUAUUUCUCAUAUUGUAAUGCUCCUUUAUUUAUGACCUAUUUGUGACUCAUCACAAUACAAAAGGACAGGUCAGGAUUCCACCAUUAUUUAAACCUCUUAAUGUGGUUUUCAGUCUGACAUAGUUGUAAUUAUUACAGCUGUCUUUGUAAAUUACUCAAGUUUAAAGACAUGAUUACAUGAUUACUGCACUAUAGCCUGCCUGUAUGGUUGAAUUUUUAGCUUGACUUAAUAAAGAUUUCAGUGGUCGACAGAG
Messenger RNA from Clupea harengus (Atlantic herring), 1816 nucleotides. RefSeq names its product PIN2 (TERF1) interacting telomerase inhibitor 1 (gene pinx1). Gene Ontology annotation, molecular function: telomerase inhibitor activity; nucleic acid binding. Gene Ontology annotation, cellular component: nucleolus. Bases 254 to 1219 code for a protein of 321 amino acids. Lineage: Eukaryota; Metazoa; Chordata; Actinopteri; Clupeiformes; Clupeidae. The record is from RefSeq and is a predicted model, not a curated record. The transcript has 7 exons.